AUGUGUGGUGGUACUGCUGAACCCCAAGAAGAACAAACAGCAUCACAUCCUCAACAGCUCCAGGAAAACCAUCACCACUCUGUCAUUUUCCCCUGAUGGCAAAUAUGUUGUCACAGGAGAGAGUGGGCACAUGCCUGCUGUGCGGGUGUGGGACGUUACAGAGCGGACCCAGGUUGCAGAGUUACAGGAACAUAAGUACGGCAUCUCCUGUGUGGCCUUCUCUCCCAACAGCAAGUAUAUCGUCAGCGUGGGAUACCAGCACGACAUGAUCAUCAAUGUCUGGGCCUGGAAGAAAAACAUAGUGGUGGCAGCCAACAAGGUGUCCAGUAAAGUCACGGCUGUGUCCUUCUCAGACGACAGCAACUACUUUGUCACGGCAGGGAACAGGCACGUCAAGUUCUGGUACCUGGAUCACACCAAAUCCUCCAAGGUGAACGCCACGGUUCCUCUGCUGGGUCGCUCGGGGCUCCUGGGGGAGCUGAGGAACAACUUCUUCAGUGACGUGGCAUGUGGGAAGGGUCGUAAAGCCGGCAGCACCUUCUGCAUCACCUCCUCGGGCCUGCUCUGCGAGUUCAAUGACAAACGCCUGCUGGACAAAUGGGUGGAACUAAGGAAGAACGACAGUGUCACAACCAAUCAGGCCACGUCUCUGUCUGUGACGGACGAGCUGAUCUUCUGUGGCUGUGCUGACGGCACGGUUAGGGCCUUCAGCCCCGUCAACCUGCACUUCAUCUGCACCCUGCCACGCCCACACUGCCUGGGCACAGACAUCGCCACCGUGGUGGAGGCUAGUCACCUCUUCAGCCACAAGAUGGACGCCCGGUGUCCUGACACGGUGGCUGUAUCUUAUGACCCUGCCAGCCGCUGGCUGUCCUGUGUCUACAAUGACCACAGCCUGUACGUGUGGGACGUACGGGACCUGCGCAAAGUGGGCAAGGUCUACUCCGCCCUCUACCACUCGGCCUGCGUGUGGAGCGUCGAGGUGUAUCCAGACAGGGUAAGGGAUGGCAGGCAGCCCUGUCUGCCUCCAGGUUCCUUCCUCAGCUGUUCUUCAGACAAUACUAUCCGUCUCUGGAACACUGAUGGACACAACACCACUCUCAGCCACAACGUCAUCAGCAACGACCUCCAGAAGAUAAUCUACAUGGACAACAACACCGCCGGCCUGCUGGACACAGAGUGCCUCAACUCGGGGAAUGGAGAGAAGGCCGACCCCCAGACCUCGGAGACCAGGACGGGCAUCAGGACCAUGUGUGUCAGCCCAGACGGGCAGCACUUGGCAUCGGGCGACCGCACCGGCACCUUGAGGAUCCACGAGCUGGAGAGCAUGGGGGAGAUUCUGAACGUUCAGGCCCACGACUCAGAGAUCCUGUGUCUGGAAUAUUCCAAGCCUGAGACGGGGCUGAAGCUGCUAGCCACAGCGAGUCGGGACCGGCUGAUCCACGUGCUGGAUGCAGAGCGGGAGUACAGCCUGCUGCAGACGCUGGAUGAACACUCCUCUUCCAUCACUGCAGUACGAUUCGCUGCCAAUGAAGGCAAGGUGAGGAUGAUCAGCUGUGGCGCUGACAAGAGCAUCUACUUCCGCACAGCGCAGAAGUCAGAUGAAGGAACCGUGUUUACUCGCACCCACCACAUCGUACGCAAGACAACGCUGUAUGACAUGGAUAUCGACCCCACCAGGAAGUACGCUGCUAUUGGUUGUCAGGACCGCAGCAUCAGAAUCUUCAACAUCAGUAAUGGCAAACAGAAGAAACUGUACAAGGGUUCCCAAGGAGAGGAUGGGACUGUCAUCAAGGUUCAGACAGACCCCUCAGGGCUGUAUGUGGCCACCAGCUGCUCAGACAAGAACAUCAGCAUCUUUGACUUCUACUCUGGGGAGUGUGUGGCCACCAUGUUUGGACACUCUGAGGUUGUGACUGGAAUGAAGUUUACCAAUGACUGCAAGCACAUGAUAACUGUGUCCGGUGACAGCUGUAUCUUUGUGUGGCGUCUGGCCCCGGAGCUGACCAUCAGCAUGAGACAGCGUCUCUCGGACCUCAAACAGAACGGCAAGCCAGUUCAGAGGACCCCACCUCACAAACCUUGCAAUCUCAGCACCAGGAGAGAGGUACACAGCACCCCUCCCAUUGUCACCAUGUCCUCCGACAGUGACAAAGACUUGGAGGAGGAGGAGGGGAUAGAAGAGGAGGAUGAGGAAGAGAGGAUCUCUCCUUACAUGGUGUCAGGCUGCAGUGCAGGGGAAGAGACAGACACCUCAGACGAAAAGCACAACUCUCACGACGGAGAACUGAAAAGGGAGAACUCUUUUGGCAGGCGGUCCUCCCAGGGCAGUCACCACUCUGAGGACAGGGAUCCCCGUCCGCGGCGCCGCUGGUCCAGACGCAUGGACAGCAUGGAUCUGAUGGUCAAGUCCAUGUUGGACCUCAGACAGCUGGACUCCUUCGCCAUGCCCCCCUCCUCCCCCACUAAGACCCAGACCCAGCCUGUUGCUGACUCCUUCAGAGACCCAUUCAGAGAGGACGAGCUGGGCAGCACCAUCAGCCUGCAACCCCUCACUGCAUGGGGGGAGUCUGAGCAGAGGUCCCAGCAGCGGCCCCAAUACAUCAUGCUCUCUCCACAGACACCUGACACAGAGACAGGCCCAGUGCUGUACCCCAACGGCUGUGAGGACAGGGUCAGCUUAGCUGGCAGUGAGUACCUGGUGAAGGAGCUGCUGCCUGGGCCUGGGGCCAGCAGGAGUGUGAAGGGGUACCAGAACCACAACCAGUGGAGCCAGGGCCACCAUGACAAACACAGCCCAGACAGUGCCUGCUCUGUGGGCUACUACAGCAGCAGACUGUCCAGUCCAGACAGCCCAGACAGCCCAGACAGCCCAGACAGCCCAGACAGCCCAGACAGUCCAGACAGUCAGCAGCAGCCUCCUGGAGAGGACUCUGAGCCCACGGAGCCUCUCAGUGUGGAUGGGAACUCCUCUGAAUUGGACAUGGAGGAACUGGAGGUGGAAGAGGAGGGGGGCGUAGGGAGAGGAGAGGCCAAGGGGACGACGGUAGUACCCCAGACCCCGGACCAGGAGGCCUUCCUCAAACAGCACUUUGGCAACCUGGCUGAGCUUAACAACCCAGUGAGUCCGACCAGAGUUGCCACCCCUGACAGUGUCAGCAUCUCCUCCAAGUUCUUGUCCCAAUGCUCUGCUGGAAGCAGGACCUCCUUUCCAUUCCUAUCUAAUAGCGUUGGUGAGGGGAAGGUAGCCAGCGGUGUGAUGAGGCCCCUGGUCUCUCAGGUGAGGCCUCUCAUGGAGCACAACCAGGGCCGAGACCAGACCCAGAACCAAGGUCAGAGCCAGGCUCAGGGCCACAACCACGGCCACAGCCAGAGGAAGGGCUCAGAAGACUCUCAAAAGGGCCCCACCGGGAGACUAGAAGCAGUGGACACUACGGAUACGUUUUUUAAUCUGCGGGCCUCUCCUCUGAGGAAGAAGCUGGCCAACCCUGCAGUGGACUCCCGUAGGAUGGUCAGCCCCGUGGCCAAGGCUACAGCCUCACACCUCAUCUCUACAGGCAUGAGGAAGUCCCAGUCAGUCCAGAACCUGCACACUGAGGGUGAGACACUAAUAGACAUGCCUCUGACCCUGUCUCGGCCCUCCAAGGAGGUGGCCCCCCAGUCCCAUCACCCCCAGGCCAGCGAGCGUCCAGUGACCCUCCCCACCACCCCCCGCCGCACCCUGCCCAGCGUGCCCCCCUUCUGCAGCCCCACCUCCCCCCAGCCUCGGGACAGCACCAGCCACAGCACAGCCACUACGCCCAGGAGCCUCAAGUCCCGCUGCUCCUACAUGAGCCCCACCACCAGCUCCAUGGCCAAGAUGUCCCGCUCCGUGUCCAUGGGAGACAACCUAAACGUGGCAGAGGAGGAGGCUGGGUCUGGAGGUAGUUCCGACACCUCCAACUCCAACCCUCCAAUGACCAAGAGUCAGAGCUGCUCCUCCCAGAGUCAGAGUACUACCCCAGUGGCCAUGGUCUCCUCAGCCUCCUCCUCCCUCUCAGGGUUGGGUUUAGCCAUGCCCCAGGCUGCUGUUAUCCCCACCCUCAUCGCUAGCUCUAACCCCAGCUCCAACGCUAACCCAACCACCAAGAGCCUGCAGGCCAAGCUGACGUGCAGCACUCGGCCCCAGCUCAACCUGGACAGCUCCAAGUCCCUCCCAGACAAGCCCUCCCUGGCAAUCUUCACUCCCAAUGGUACCUCUAAGACCGCCACAUCCUCCAAGACUGUCAAAGAGGACAACAACUUCUCCCCCAGAUCCCCAGUUAGCUUGUUACCCCACCAGGGCCAGAAUCAACCACCACAGCUCUCCAGCAACGUCCAGCUAGUCAUUGCACUGUCCCCCUCCCCUGCGGAGACUAGCCCAGCGCAGAGCCCUGAGGCGGAGCAGCGUGGUCUCACCGCAGAGCUGCGUCCUGAGGCCCCUGUUGUAGACAACAGACUGGAACAGCCAAAGACAGAGGAAAGCCAGGGCCUGACCCAGGAGGAGAGGCCCGUGACGGAGCUGUCUCUACAGGGCAAUCCGGUCUACCUGCUGUCACAUCGAGGGCCCGGCCAGGACCGCACAGACUGUUCUCUCAGUAUGGAGUCGUGCAGGGUGUUGGCCAGCGAGCUACAGAAUACUUUUAGGAAGGCCUCCCGGUUCUACAGGAUGGUGAACAGUGUGCCUGUAGACUCCAGGCAGGAGCACCAUGAGAUGGCCCAGGUCCUGUCUGAGGCCUUUGAGGCUGUGAGGGCCGAGCUGAGCUCCCUGCCCCAGAGCUCACCACCAUCCCCCUCUGGAGAACCUGCAGCAGGAGGCUCCCUGUGUACACUGGGCUGCCGGCCUGUAGGACCAGGGACAGGGGGAUCAGGCUCAGGCUCAGGGGAGGAGAGGACUCUGGCUCUGCUGGAGCAGUAUUCUGAGCUCCUCCUCAAAGCUGUGGAGAAGAGGCUGGACAACAAUCAGCUCUCCUAGACAAUCCUCAAGGGAGAGGCAUCUUCUUUUACCCCCUCCCUUUAAGACUGAACCAACCAACCCCCUUGCAAAUGUAGGAUCUUAAGCCAUUGUGCAAGGAUAUCUGCGGACCUGAUUUAUCAGUGGACCUACUACAGUACUUGUUUUUUAAAUCGACUUGUUGUUUUGAAGAUGAACAGAUUAAAAUAUUCCUGAGGGACACCUGUACAUAAGUUCUUUUUUAAAGGACUUCUAUCUCUCUCUCACCCUGCUGGACUCUGGUUGGGUGGUGGGAUUGUGAGGGUUGCAGUCAGCACAAAGGCCCACUGUAGUAGGCCAACGUGUAACACUAACAUGCCAACAGCACAGAUACUGAUACUGCAGGGAGACCCCUCAGGAUGAUCGAUGCCUCAGCAUUCAUUCCCAGUGUGGCUAAACUGCACUAUAGACUGUCAUUCACCAACCUACCUCCCUCUUAAUAUGUAUCACCUACAGUACCUACCAGACACCUGCACUCUCACAACCACUUGUUUUAUUUACCCCUGUUGCCAAAUAUUGUGCCCUGCUACUUUGUUUUAAGGAAGUUGUUGUUGUUAUGGAAACGCCUGAGGCUAUUACGUAAGUAAUUAGCAGUUAUGCCCUUUGUUACAUAGAUCUCUCAUAGAUUAAGGAAAUAUUAAUAGUUGCUACAUUUCAUGCUGGCUAUCAUUUUGGGUAGAAGAAGCAGAACAUUUGACAAUCGAAGGGUGUUGUUGUUCAAUGCCAUUCCUGACCCCAGUGUUCUAAAACAAUACAAUUGUGAUCCCUACAAUUUGAACUUUCUGUGUUGGUGUCCCUGUCCCGAGCAGGGCUCUUACCCACCAACACGAUGCACCAGGCCAUAGCCACCUCAAAACUACAAGUGGAACACAAGAACCUUCCAAGUCUUAGAAGACAGAUUGUCAGACAUAAUCAUGUUUUAGUGGGUGAUUCGAUUUGAUACAUUGUGUUUUGAGAGGCCCUGUCUGUGUGUGAUGUGUGGUUGUAUUUAUUAUAUUGUAAACGGACCAUGUUACAAAUGGGGUUGUCAGCCUCUUGUGAGUUGUACAUUUUGUUUUGAUACUGCUGACUGGUGUCAGUAUGUUUUGUGCCAGAGCUAGGUCAUCAGUGGGGGACCAACAGAAGACUUGAAGAUAUACAGUAUCAACUGAGUCUCCUCGUUCUUGAACUCUGCUGGAUGAUUUUAUAAAACGUGUGAAUUGUGUUCCCUGUAAUAAUACAAAUGUCUCAAAGAAAUGGGUGCCUUAAUUCAAAACCAGCUUUUUUCAUGGUUCUAAAUUUGUUACGCAAUACCAAAAUAAUAUUUAAUUGUGAUCAAAAGGUGGCUACUGAAAUGUAUCUACUGCUGUGGGAAUCAAAUGACAUUGAGGAGAAGCGUUCUCUGGUGACACUGAAAAGAGACAUCUUAGGGUUGGGUUACCUGAGGAUAAUAACACAUGUAAUUCACAGCUCUUGCAUCAGAUACAAACCGGGCAGGAAAAUAAUGAUUUCCGCACCAAUUCCUCAACAUUAAUUGGCUUCAGGUUUUCAUCCUAGUCUCUGGCACUUAUCCACCACAGUAACAAUAUAUAGCACUUCCUUAGCUAUCAAAACGGUCAUAGGUCAAAUUAAUGUAUUUGUAAUAGCUUAGGAUACUAAACUAAACCUUCAGGGUCUCUGUGUGUAUAUAAUGGUGUAACUUAUCUGUGUCAAAGGCUCAGACUAAUUAUUGUGUUCUGCUGCUGCUAUGGCAAUUGUGGCUGCAGACAAGCACAACACUGCCCUCUGUUGUUGGACCUACAUCACUGCCCAGCUGCUGUGACAAACAGCCCAAUCACUCACCUCCCACCACUCAUCUCUGGUCAGGAGAAUGAUAUUCUGUGCUGUGUUUUACAUGUUAUAAUACACUAGUGCUCUCAAACAAUAUUUUAAUCACCUGUGUAUACAAUACUGGGUAUUUUCUCAGUUAUUGAUAGACUUAUUGUUAGGAAACUUUCACAUAUUGGUAGAAACAGUCUGAUCUGGUACCCAAUGUUCUUCCAUCCUCUCAAAGUGCCAUGCCUGGAACUUUAUCAUUUCUCUACUUUUGAUUAAAACAUUGUAUGUACAAAUGACUAGAUGGAUGUGCAUGGACAGACCGCAAAGUUUUUAAAUUGCAGUCGAGCACUGAAAGAACAUGGGUAAUGGUAUAGAAUAAGAAUGAAUUAUUCUGCUGUUUAUUAGUUAUUCAGUAUUUCCCCAUCUGACUGACAAUAUUCAGAACGGUAACGUUAUCUAGCAGACUGGAGGUUUCAUUAAGACAUAGGAUUGUAUUUCAAUGGACAGUAGUACAGAUACCUUUCUGCUGCUAGUAUGCAUGAGUAUAUAUGCAUGAAGGGUAGUGAGGUAUGGAGGUUGACUGACUGGCUCGUUCCUUAGCAGGAUUGCAUGGUUGAACGUACCCUAGGCUUUUUAAACUGAGUCGAUCCCGCUCUUUUUCACUGACUGGUACCCCUGUAGCUGACCCUAGUUCUAAUCUCACCUUUUAUAUGUUAUGAUGAUUACUUGUCUUAAACUGCAGAUGAUGGACCUGCAUUUUCCUCUUUUAGGAAUGAUCACCUUUCAGGCAUUUUGUGAGCUGUUUUCUGUUUAAACUGCAGAUGAUGGACCAGCAUUUUCCUCUUUUAGGAAUGAUCACCUUUCAGGCAUUUUGUGAGCUGUUUUCUGUUUUGCACCAACCUGAGUUCAGUGUUUUUACUGUAUUCCCUCUCUGACAGAGAAUAAAAACAAAUGUAUUACACUCAA
This is a messenger RNA of Coregonus clupeaformis (lake whitefish), 7774 nucleotides long. RefSeq names its product mitogen-activated protein kinase-binding protein 1. The record is from RefSeq and is a predicted model, not a curated record. Gene Ontology annotation, molecular function: protein binding. NCBI's taxonomy places the organism in Eukaryota, Metazoa, Chordata, Actinopteri, Salmoniformes, Salmonidae.